UCGGUUUGAGCGUGUGAUGACGUUUCACAGCCAAUCAGAGACGAAGGAGGGCGGGACCUUCCCCUACCAUCCUUCGGAAAAAAAAUAUCGCGAACGGGAAAGGAUGAUGCCAUAAAUUAAUGUUAAAAUGCAAUCUUUUAUUCUGUGUCAUGGGUCGUCGUGAAGAGCUCAGUGAGUUUCAGAGGGGGACUAUCGUGGGCUGUCACCUGUGUAAAAAGUCAGUCCGGGAGAUCUCUGCUCUGUUAAACUUGCCUCGGUCCACUGUCAGCGCAGUGAUUCUCAAGUGGAAACGUGGAGGAAUAACCACGGCUCUGCCCCGGAGCGGCAGACCGCACAAGCUGAGGGAGGAGGACCGUCAAGUGUUGGAGAGAGUAGCGCUGGAAAACUGUCUGCCCUCGGUUGAAGCUAUCGCCACCGAGUUCCAGGCCGCCUCUGGGGCCAAGGUGAGCCCCAGGACAGUCCGCAGAGAGCUGAGAGAGAUGGGCUUCCGCGGCCGAGUGUCCACCUACAACAAGACGAGAGGUUAGUCCGGCGGCAGGUGUUUCGGUUUAAAGAGUGACCAUGCCAGUUGACCAGGUCACACCUGCAUCGAGCACCAUGAGCUACAGUUUAGAUAGAGAGUUUAAGGGGAGUGUCCACCUCUCUGAACCACUCCACACCUGUAUGUUAAUGCAUGACAUUGUUUUCCAAACGGUGUGAAACUGUCACGACACGCCCCCGCCUCCUGCUACUGCAGUGUUUAGGUCUCACCAAUGGGAAUGAGCUCUAUUUAGACAUUACUGCUACCCUUAGUACCUGGCCCCAGAGUUUCUCUGUGUGUCCUGGCAACUAUCUGUCAGUUUUUCAUUAUCUAACCUGAAAAGUUUAAUCGACAUUAUCACUCACAUUGUAUUUCAGUGAGUAAGACAGACCCACUGUGUAUCUCUAUUUUAGCUGCAUAAUGAAAACCUAAUGUACAAGUGUGCUACUGUUUUAAGUUCAGAAGAUCAGGAGACAAUUUAGUCAUAACUUUUUAUGUUAAAAAGUCAGUUAAAAGUUGCAGCUUUGAUUUGCAAUCAGUCGACACGUAGCACUCGGAUUAUACAAGCCUUGGUUGAUCUGCAUUUAGUGGCAGCUUUGCAAAAAAGUACAUUUUGAAAUAUAAACCAUAAACUAGGUCACGUAACUAAUUUAUCAGAUAAUGCAAGGCCUGUCUUUUCUGAAUAAUGGACUGUGGUUGUGCCAAUAAAUGAACAUGCGUUCUGUCAAUUAAAUUAUAAAACUCACUGACAUGCAGCGAACUUGGGACCUUGCCUGACUGAUAAUCCAGCUUUGUUGGUUAUUAUUUGUAAAAAUCCAUAAAUAUUGUGGAAAAGUCUGAAUCCUUUAACCUGGGCCCAGUCUGAGCUCCUCACAUGAGUCAGUCAUUUCUGCAGCUGCUUUCACACAAAGCCAUCUUUAUAGAUUGUAUUCGAUCUCUCAGAACUGCAUUUCUGUUUCAAGUGGAACAAUGUAUUUCCAUCUAGAGCUUUUAGAGGUUUUAAUCAGCAACCUUUGCACAGUCUUAAUAUCAUGCUGAAAUAUUUAGUCCUAUUAUUUAAAAAAUCAAGCAAAUGUGUGUGGCAACAAUCAGGUCAGACACAGACUGAGAGAACUGGUUCUCUGUGGAGACGAGUUUGUGCAAAGUUGCUGUGACAUGAUUACCCAAAUGAGAUUUUUACCCAGCAGAUUUAGGUUGUCCUGAAUUGUAUCAUGUUUGGAUACUGUGUAUAGUUUUGAAUAAGUUAUCACUUACAAUAAUUUCUCAUGCUUUAAACAGACGCCCAAUAAAUACCAUUUAUAUCUAUGCAACUUUGAGUUAACCAUUUAUAUAGAGUGGAUAAAAGGUUGGGAUUCAAUAUGUAAUGCUAAAUCCACCAUAAACUCAGAUUAUUGUAACACUAUUUAUCUUUCUAUUCGUAGGUGCAGAGAAAGCAGAGAGGGAGCAGGCACCCCUGAAUCAAGAUAAGGCCAAGGUUGAUGUUUCCCAUCUGGACCUGCGCGUUGGUCGUGUAAUCUCAGCUCUGCAGUUUGCAGACGCAGAUGACCUGCACAUGCUGCAGGUUGAUGCUGGAGAGGCUUCACAAAGGACAGUGGUCAGCAAACUUGCCGAGCACAUACCUCUGGACCAGGUACAGAGUCAGAUUUAUGUGAUAAAAUGUGUUGUGGGAUUUCUCUAUUUAUUAUUUUUUGAAAGUUUAUUUGAGCUUGUUGGACAGACAAUGACAGUCAACACCUUGCCUAUCUCUGUUGGCUCUUGGAGUAAAGCAGAGCAGUUGCUCUGUCGUCUAACUUUCAGUCUGUGUUUACAUGUAAUGGCGUUUAUGGCUUUAGAUUUAAAUAAGCAAAACUUUCUCAGGGACUUAGUUCUCUUAUACCUGUUGGUUUGAGUUUUCUUCAUGUUAAUUUUUAUCCAUCUGAAAUGAGAAAAAAUGUUCUGAUUCUGUUUUUUAGGGCACAUAAGCUGUAAAGUUGUAUUCCAUCUUCUGUCUUUGGUGCAGAUGCAGAACCGUAUGGUGGUACUGCUGUGUAACCUAAAGCCAGCAAUGAUGAGAGGAGUGCUGUCCCAGGCGGCGAUCAUGUGUGCCCACUCAACAGAAAAAGUGGAAGUCCUCGAUCCUCCAAGUGGGGCUGUGCCCGGGGACAGAGUUGUUUUCCAGGGCUUUCCAGGUAAUCGCAACCCAUCACAUCUUUCUUGAAAAAAGGGAGAAAAAACAACUUUUUCUAGCCUGCAAGACAAUGUAAAUAUUUUAGUAGUUUUAACAAGCAACUCAUCAAUAAAUCUCACCAAAUGGGACCCGCUAGAAAAAGUGAAAUUUCAUCAAUCUUUAUUGCUUCACCACCAAUCCAUGACAAGUGUAAUCUCAAGAUGUUCUCCAUAAAGAGAAGGUCUCGAUUAUACUCUAUUCAAAAAUUAUUUGCUAAGACAAUAUAAUGAUAGGAUGUCCUCUUAACAUACAGAAACCUGGAGCAGAACUAGACUUAUUUUUAACAGCCGUCUGCCGUUACUGUACUGGGAUCAAGCAGCAACCUCGGGUCUUCAGAAACAUAGCCGGUGCAGGAGUGCUAAAAAACUGCUGUUCCUUUAGUUCCAACUUGAGGCUGGUUGUAAAAAUAUGGUGAGAUAAUGACGGUCAGAUUGAUAUUAUUUGUUGAAACUGCUGGACUCAGGCAGGUCUACAGUAGCAGGCUGUCUGUAGCAAAAAACAAGAGAGUUUGGGGACUCCCAAAGAGAACUAUGGUUAGCCACUCUUACAGGACACGGAGGUUUAAAGUAGGGCUGGGUGAUAAAAUGAUAACGAUAUAUAUCGAAAAUUAAUUUCCCUCAAUAUCAAUUAAAACAUGGUCAAUAUGCUUUUUGAUACUCGGCAUUCUGCCAUGUUUCGGUAGACUAUACAAAUAGCCAAUGAAGAGGGGAGUUGCUCCGGGUCUGCUUCACACUGAACCAAUCGUGCUGAAUUAGAACCAAGUAGCAAACAACUGCAUAGUAGCAGACUGCAACUACAUGCAACCAUAGCUAACAACACGUGACGCAGACAGCACUGACGGUUGAAUACAGCCGACCAUUCACUCCACUUUCUCUAGUGCAAAUGUUGAAGAGACACAAAGACCUCACAGGUGCAAUAGCACUGUUAAAUUUCAUUUUUUAUUUCAUGAUAUAUAUCGAUGUCGACCGCUAUGAAAAAGAUGUAUUAUGAUAAACUUCCUUCCAUAUCGCCCAGCCCUACUUUAAAGUGAAUAAACCUCUAUUCACUGCAAUUCUGCAACAAAGUUUGGAAAAAGUUCUUUCUUGUUGAAAAGUUCACAAAGCAAGUUCAAUCAAAAAGACCUUGUUGAAAGAUUUGAAGCUCUUACUGUGAGUUUGGCGUCAUUGCCAAACAUCACUGAUCUCUUGUGCAUAUCCCUGCAUCCACUUUCAAUAAUCUCCCUCAUAGAAAGCACCCUUUCAGGAGAUCAGAGGUUUUCCUGUUCGAAGUAUUAUUAUGCAAGCACAUAGGCAAUAAUAGUCUAAGAGGCAUAAAUCAUGCAUUACACAUGGAUGAGUCGAGAACAAGAAGUUUUUCUGUAAUGUAUAAAUCUGGUUUAUUGAUUGCAGGUAAACCCGACAGGGAGCUGGACCCUGAACGGAAAGUGUGGGAGCAGAUUCAGAUGGACUUAUACACAAACCACCAGUGUGUUGCAACAUACAAAGGAGCUGCCUUUGAGGUCAUCAGCAAAGGAGUGUGUAGAGCCCAGACUUUGAGUAACACAGAAAUCAAGUGAACUCGCAAAGCUGUGAGAAAGAUCUCAGAGUUGAUCCUUGCAGUGAGACUAAACCCAAAGUGUUAUGGAGAGUCUCCACAGAGGAAUAAAGGAAGCAGAAUCAGGCCUGUGGUUUUGGAAAGACAUGACCAGCAGUCACAUGGGUGUCAUGUUUGACCGGCCUCAUAGUUCUGAACUCUAAACCAAGCAAGGUGAAGAGUAUGUUGCCCUCUGUUGGACAAACUUGAACACUAUUGUCACAUUUUGAAUAUGAAAAUCUGACAUUUCCCUCUGUGAUCAGAGGAGGGCACUACAGUGAGUGUAAUAGUCCACAGUACAUGUGAGUUUGUUGAAGAGGGAUACACAACACACCCUCACAGCAAACAAGGUGAACAGAAAAUGGAAGUCUUCACAGAAACUUUCUUUGGUUUGGGGUAUUUUGGCAAAAUGAAAAUGACACCAGAGAAAUCAUUUCUAUAGAACAGUGAAGGAAACUCCAAGGUGCAAAAGCCCCGUUGCAAAAACAGGACUGAGUGGUUUUACUUUCUUCAGGGAGAGGGAAUAAAGUAGGAAAUUAGAGAAAUUUACCAGUUCUCUGAGCUCCUUUAGUUUAAGUCUCUUUACAGUAAGUGGGAUUGCAACAGUAUGAGAACUUCCUGGCACAAUUCCCAUCUCAGAAAAUAUUAGGGUCCUAUCGAAUACUGUAUUGCUCAGUUAUUGUUAUUUUCAGGUCAAAUGUCCUUGUAAGUAAAGUGACAGGAUGGUCUGUCAGUGUAAGAAUCAUUUCAAUGUCGUUUCUUCAAACGUGAUAUCUAAAGCAGUAAAGUCAUUUGUAAGAAACAUUAAUAUCAGAAAACGUGUGUACUUGUUAAGACAAUGCCCUAGUUUUGAAACACUGUUAUGACAAAACAAGUUUACCACUGCAACCAAAAUCAGGGCAGUCGGUCACCCUUCAAUCAACUGCAUAAAUUCAUGCAAAUACUUCCAUGAUCUAGAGCAGUGUCAUAUCAGAAACUUCCCUUUUUCAGCCUCAAGGACUGAAUAUUAAAAACAUACUUUUGAAAAUAAACUCAGAUGUAUUUUGUUUCUACAGUAUGUGUCUGUGUGUGAUUUAAACCAGUGAAUGGACAGUGUUACUCUGUUCUCAGACACUCAAAGACGAGUUUACUUAAUCUUCAGGUUUUGGUUCACGUCAGCCUUCUUCAUCGUCUCCAAUAAGCAUAUUCAUUAUAAAAUGGACAGAGGAAUCCAUUUGCAACAAACUGCUUUCGUGUCAUACUCCAAAUAUUUACCAAAAAUAAAGGAGAACAAACAAACACAAAGAAGCUCUUCUUCCUGUAUUUUAAAGGAAGAACUGAGAAAGCGCAUGUAAAGAAAGGGGAUGUGAUUCAGGAACUCUGAUACAGAAGGGCUUGUCCGACAAGUCGCAGUGGUGUUGUUGACAGGGUUAUAAACCUUUUUGUGAGAAAGAGUUUUUCACUCAUUACAGUCUGAACAAAGUGUGGAAUAUGCUGACUUUAAUUAUUCAUAUUUAUUGUUGGGAAUAUGCUCAAAUUUGAAUUUAGUUUUCCAUAAAAUAUGUUUGAAGUUCAAUACACUGGUGUUUCCGUGACAUUUUCACUCAUCUUGACAUUUGAAACACAAACAAUCCCACAGAUUUGGUGAAGAGAUGGUGAGUCUGGUGUGUGUUGUUUGCUUUAUUAGUAACCAUGUCUGUGCUUCAGUUUGCCAUUAUGAAAGCUGAUACACCCCGGUUACUAUAUCAUAAUCAAAUGUAGAAAGUUAUUUAUCACAUGGGGCAGAUGCAACCAGUAAAUUCAGAUUACAAUGGUCUCUUGAAGCGAAUGUGUAACAAAAACUAUGAAGUCAUGAAAGUUGCUUUUGUAAAAACCCCAGACCCACCAAAAUAGACAAAGGUGCUUUUCAUCUCUUACCACAGUGAGCACUGACAAAUACUAAAGCCUGACCUGAAUAGAAUAUAUUUAAUUUUAAAAGGUUAAAAGUGUUGAUAUGAAUGUCUAUCACCCCCCACACCCACCAUAAAUAAAGUCUACUCAUGUAGAAACCCCAGAGG
Messenger RNA from Xyrichtys novacula (pearly razorfish), 6334 nucleotides. Lineage: Eukaryota; Metazoa; Chordata; Actinopteri; Labriformes; Labridae. The record is from the annotation of a GenBank genome assembly.